AUGCCCAGCCUCUGGAUGCAUCAUUUCUGGUUCAAGAUUCGGAAUUCUUGGCUUGAGAAAGAAGAGGGCAACGAGGACCAACACGGAUUGCUACCGAGAGCUGAGUGUAGAAGAGAGCUAUCAUCUGCUGCUAUACUUGAUUCACGAAGCUCAGGAGAGCAGGGUGUGAGAACGGCCAAUACCUUGACCAUCAUGGUCAAUCGACCCGACGAAAUGAAACACGGAAAGCCUGGUGAAAGCCCGACCAGAGAAUUUUCAUAG
Penicillium maclennaniae is the source of this 261-nucleotide messenger RNA. RefSeq lists its product as uncharacterized. The record is from RefSeq and is a predicted model, not a curated record. NCBI's taxonomy places the organism in Eukaryota, Fungi, Ascomycota, Eurotiomycetes, Eurotiales, Aspergillaceae. The coding region runs from base 1 to 261 and encodes 86 amino acids. The transcript has 2 exons.